Molecule: messenger RNA, 832 nt
Organism: Chrysoperla carnea
Lineage: Eukaryota; Metazoa; Arthropoda; Insecta; Neuroptera; Chrysopidae
Product: ras-related protein Rab-8A-like
Exons: 4
Coding region: 6-632 (208 amino acids)
Molecular function (GO): GTP binding; GTPase activity
Source: RefSeq, a predicted model, not a curated record
AAAAUAUGGCGUUAGAUUUUUCAGCAACAUAUAAAGUAUUAGUUUUAGGUGAUUCAAAUGUGGGAAAAACAUGUAUUGUGCAUCGAUAUUGCGAUGAACGAUAUUAUGAUACAUACAUAUCAACUAUAGGAAUAGAUUUUAAGCAGAAAAUAAUAAAUUUGGAUGGUGUUCCAAUUAAAUUACAAAUAUGGGAUACAGCUGGACAAGAACGAUUUCGUACAUUAACAACAGCUUAUUAUCGUGGUGCAAUGGGAAUUUUAUUAAUGUAUGAUGUAACUAGUAUGGAUUCAUUUAAUCAUUUAGAUUAUUGGCUUCGAAAUAUACAAGAGAAUGCAUCACCAGAUGUUGUGAAAGUUUUAGCUGGAAAUAAAUGUGAAUCAAAUGAUCGAGCAGUGGAUGCAGAACGUGGACAAAAAAUUGCUGAUAAUUUUGAUAUGCCAUUUUUUGAAGUAUCUUGCAAACAAAAUAUAAAUGUUGAAGAGGCAUUUAUUACAUUAGCUAGGAAAAUUAGAGAACAACGGGAACGAAAGGGUGACGCAUUCGAAGAAAACGAAAAACCAACAGAAGGUUUGCAUACAAUUUUAAAUCAAUCGGAUCAAAAUGAGUCAUGGCGACCGUGUUCUACGUGUUAGCGUUAAUAUCACAUAUAUUUACUGUCAUAUAAAAUAUACAAAGAAUAUAUUUAGAGUCUAAUCAAAUUAUUGUCAGAAAUCAAAGUGUAAAAAAAAUUUUCUUUACUUAUUUUGGACACAACAGCAUUUCUAGAAAACACUAAAUAAUAUCUAUAUGAUAUUCAAUCUUCAAAAUAAAAUAAAAAUAGCACUGCACUAGA